Messenger RNA from Patella vulgata (common limpet), 3009 nucleotides. RefSeq names its product mucin-2. Lineage: Eukaryota; Metazoa; Mollusca; Gastropoda; Patellidae. Bases 192 to 1559 code for a protein of 455 amino acids. The record is from RefSeq and is a predicted model, not a curated record. The transcript has 4 exons.
GAUAAUUGAUUAACGAAAUUGAUAAGUGCAGGAAACAGCACUGCACGCAAAAGCGGGGCGGAGUCCACCGAUGUUGUCACCAUACAGGGUACAUAAUAUCGACAAAGAUAAACCAAUCUUAUCUAUUUGAGUACACUGUAAAUAAGGAGGAUUAUUUAUGUUGAUCACUGACACCAAUAUAUAGCAAAGUAAUGAUGCGGUUAACAGUUCUGGUAUUUUUGCUGUCACAUCAAAUCUUCACCAAUGGGGAUAAAGACGUUACGACAAUGCAAAUACCAAAGCCAACAGCUACACCCAAUGUGCCACCUUCUUCAAAGUUAACAUCUACGCCAGCAGCAAACACUAUAACUUCGCAAGCAACGAUAGAUACGCCAGCGCCAAAAACUUCGCAAACAGUGACAUCUACGCCAGCAGCAAACACUGCAACUUCGCAAGCAACGACAGAUACGCCAGCGCCAAAAACUUCGCAAACUGUGACAUCUACGCCAGCAGCAAACUCUACAACUUCACUACCAACGACAGCUACAACUUCACUGCCAACGACAGCUACGCCAGUAGCAAAAACUACAACUUCGCUAACAACGUCAGCUACACCAGCACCAAACAGUACAACUUCACAACAAACGACAGCUACGCAACCGCCAGCAACUUCGCAAACAGUGACAUCUACGUCAGCAGCAAACGAUACAGCUUCACUACCAACGACAGCUACGCCAGUAGCAAACACUACAAUUUCGCAACCAACGACAGCUACACCAGCACCAAACAGUACAACUUCACAACAAACGAUAGCUACGCCACCGCCAGCAACUUCGCAAACAGUGACAUCUACGCCAGCAGCAAAGACUACAACUUUGCAACCAACGCCAGCUAAGCACACUUCCACUUCGCAACGAGUAACAUCUACGCCAGUACCAAACCCAUCAACAGUGCCACCAGUGAGAUCUACGCCAGCACCAAAAACUUCAACAUCUCAGCCAGUGACAUCUACAUCAGCAUCAGAUACUUCAACUUUGCAACCAGUCACAUCUACUUCAGCACCAAUAACUUCAACUUCUCAACAAGUUACAUCCACGCCAGCACCAAUAACUUCAGCUUCGCCCCGAGCCACCUCUACGCCAGCACAAACCUCUUCAGCUUUGCCUCCUGCGACAUCUACGCUAGCACCAAACCCAUCAACUUCGCAUCCAGUGACAUCUACGCCAGCACCAACUCCUUCAGCUUCGCAUUCAGCCACCUCUGUGUCAGCACCAACCUCUCCAGCUUCGCAUCCAGCGACAUCCACGUCAGCACCAACUUCUCCAGGACCAUCAUCAGAAGCAUCUCCAGCAAGUUCUGGUUCCUCGGGUAAUUCAGAUAAUACCAAAAUCGUUGUACCGGUUGUCGUGACAUGUGUUGCGUUAUUCUUCGUAUCAACCAUCGUUGUUAUCAUAGUUCUAAGAAGACGAAGAAGUGCACUCUUAUAUCGUUUCCAGAUGAGACGCCUGAUUGCAGAUGAUGAUGACCGGAUAUUGUUUGGGGAGACUGAUAACUUUGUUAAUGGUGGAUCCGAGUUUUAGUAAUCCACUUUACAGAAAACUGACUGUCUGUUGAUUAAAUACCAUGGAACGGAACAAUAUUGUAAACAAGGGUGCCUUUUACUCUACAGGUUAUUUAGUUCUUGUGUUAACGACUGGAUUAAGACAGGCGCCUUAGGGGCUGCAGCUCCGGGGCUCAGUCAGCUAAAGGGCAUCGAGAGAUUAAGUUGAAGGAGCUAAGUCUCUAACUCAAUAUUUUCCAUAAUUCGAAAUUGAAAACACGAAUUAGAAUUCAAUAUUAAUCAAGUUCAAUCAAUAUUGAUGCUGUUAUCUUGUCGUGAAACUAUAGAAUCCUAAUAUCCAAUAUUUCUAACACAAUUAACAUUUUAUAAUCCGUACACGAGACGUCUACCAUAUGGUUUCGGGUGCCAUUUUGUAAUGAACAAAUAAAAACAUAUCCCACGACACAAUGUUUAGGGGGGUUGGGAUGGCCUAGUGGUCUAGAGUGUCACGCUUCGACCUCUAGUUGGCCGGUCACCUCUGGCUUGCGGCUGUGGUUUCGAUCCCAGGUGUGAGCGUAUGUGGCUUGGAGAUAGGGGCGCCUUCUCAACCUCGUGGGUUUACUCCGGGUACUCCGAUUUCCUCCCACAGCAAAGACCCCUGCGCGUGCGCUAAGAUCAUUAAAAUGAACUUGUCUGCGAUAUCACCUUCGGUGGAAGCGGACGUUAAACGCUAAGAACAACAACACAAUGUUUAAGUAAUAAGUUAAGGCUGAUUCACGAACGGCAAAAUAAUAAUUUAAAAAAUGUGUAGAAUGCACUAAGUAGGCGUAAACAAAUGCCUUUUAAUUUGAACUGUUCACGUAUUUCACCGAACAUAAUUGACUAGAAAUUACAACGUAGUUUUCAAAAAUUGCAUAUAAAUCACUUAACAUAUAUUCAUAUUACAUUAAUAUGUGCUUUUAGAAUCAUUUUUGUUCUAUUUCUUUGUUACAAAAAUAGAGUCAUAGGCCCUUUAAAUGUUAUUUCAUUGGAACGGAACACUUUCCGUAGUCCGGGGACAUAAUAUAAAAUCUUAAUCCGACUCUGGUGUUUCCUUUUUUCAAAUAAAGACAUUUUGCAUUAACGCCUGAAGUAUUAAUUAUGGAUAACCCAUAAAUUAGUGGGGUUUUCUUUUACAAAUAUUUCCUAAUCAAAACAUUAUAAAUGGACGUGUUUUAAUAGACUAAACAUCAUCUUUUAAUGUGUAAAGUUUCAAGUGCAAUUUGUGUGUACACACAAUUCAAUUACAUUUAUACAUGUUUCAGUUUGCGUAUGUUUAAAUUUGUGUGUACAUGUUUAAAUUUGUGUGUACAUGUUUCAAUUGGUGUGUACAUGUACUUGGUGUAUACAUGUUUCAAUUGGUGUGUAUAUAUUGCACCUGUACAUGGUUAUGUUUGUGUAUAUGUUUGUGCACAUCAUGUUCAAAUUUGUGUGUACAUGUUUCAAUUAAU